AGACAAAGAUUAGUUAAUUAGAAAGUAGAUUUGGUUGAAAAGUAAAGAGUUCAUUCUUAUCAUAAACGAUUAUAGUAAGAAAGGGGAUAAGAGAUUAGAAAGUAGAUCCAGUUGGAAAGAAAAUGUAAAGCCCAGUAAUACGUGUCGAGCAGAAUGCAUUAGGGGAGACCAAGUGUCCAAUACUGUCCAACUCAUCUUCAGCUAAUUUAGGCUAUAACGCCUACACUUUCUGCAAGUUUUGGUAGCUGAAUUUCCAUCGAUCAUAUCGACAUCAUGCCUAGAAGAUAUGCAUUAGGGAGGGCAGAAGAGGCCACCCACCCCGACUCCAUCAGAGCAGCUUUAGCUGAAUUCCUCUCCACUCUCAUCUUUGUGUUUGCCGGUGAAGGAUCCGUACUCGCUCUGGACAAAUUGUACAAGGAAACGGGACCCCCGGCUUCAGGAUUGGUGAUGGUGGCACUCGCGCAUGCAUUGGCACUGUUUUCUGCAGUAUCCGCCAGCAUCAACAUAUCAGGUGGCCAUCUCAAUCCUGCAGUUACCUUCGGCGCUCUGGUUGGCGGAAGGAUCUCCGUUGUUCGCGCUUUCUAUUACUGGAUUGCUCAGCUUCUCGGUGCUAUUGUGGCUUCUCUCUUGUUGAGGCUUGUAACUAAUGGCAUGAGACCAGUAGGAUUUCAUGUAUCAUCAGGGGUUGGAGAAGUGCAUGGGCUGAUUAUGGAGAUGGUAAUGACAUUCGGACUGAUGUACACAGUGUAUGCAACAGCGGUUGAUCCUAAGAGAGGAAGCUUGGGCAUCAUUGCCCCUCUAGCCAUUGGGUUCAUAGUCGGGGCGAACAUUCUAGUAGGGGGUCCUUUUGACGGAGCGUCAAUGAACCCAGCACGAGCGUUUGGGCCAGCACUGGUUGGGUGGAGAUGGAACAAUCACUGGAUAUAUUGGCUCGGUCCUUUCGUGGGAGGAGGCUUGGCGGCGCUCAUAUAUGAAUACAUGGUCAUCCCAACAGAGCCACCGCAUCACACGCAUCAGCAUCAGCCUCUGGCUCCUGAAGAUUACUAAAUUCUUGCUGCUGCUGCUCAGAUCAUCAUGUAAUCUGUUUUUUCUUUCCGUUGAAGCUUGUCUUGUCUUGUGUUGUGUUGUCUGUUUCUUUUUCAAGCAGCUGCUUUGUUCGUGGACACUUGCGGCAGCUGUAAAUAAAUAUGUAUGCCUCGCACUGUUUAAUUACUAUUCAAUGUGAUUUUAAUUUAUAUGUCAA
Mercurialis annua (annual mercury) is the source of this 1243-nucleotide messenger RNA. RefSeq names its product probable aquaporin TIP3-2. Gene Ontology annotation, cellular component: membrane. Gene Ontology annotation, molecular function: water channel activity. Gene Ontology annotation, biological process: water transport; transmembrane transport. The coding region runs from base 274 to 1047 and encodes 257 amino acids. The transcript is spliced from 3 exons. The record is from RefSeq and is a predicted model, not a curated record. NCBI's taxonomy places the organism in Eukaryota, Viridiplantae, Streptophyta, Magnoliopsida, Malpighiales, Euphorbiaceae.